Molecule: messenger RNA, 1944 nt
Organism: Bicyclus anynana (squinting bush brown)
Lineage: Eukaryota; Metazoa; Arthropoda; Insecta; Lepidoptera; Nymphalidae
Exons: 13
Coding region: 210-1793 (527 amino acids)
Biological process (GO): protein modification by small protein removal
Molecular function (GO): peptidase activity
Source: RefSeq, a predicted model, not a curated record
AUGUCAACUGUGUUGACAAUUCGAAAAUAAAAGAUAGUUUUUUGUAAAAUUGUUGAAAAUGGUUAAUAUUUUACAAAUAAAAGUGUAUUAAUAUUUUCCAAAAUAGAGCACAUGAAGAGCAGUUUUUAAGCGAUGUAGCACUUGCAUUGUUUCAUUAAUUUUUCGGCAUUUAUAUAUGAAUUACGCUAAAUAAUUACAGUUCCAUACAUAUGAGUUCAGGAAGCAUUGCUGAGCCGAACACCAUGGCCAGUGAGGAAGGAGUGCCGGUGGACCUCUACAUAUAUGACCUCUCCAAUGGAAUGGCUGCACUGCUGGCUCCAUCUAUAAUAGGAAGGCAUGUGGAGGGCGUGUGGCACACGGGAGUGGUGGUGUACGAGCGGGAGUACUUCUACGGCGGCACCGGCGUCUCGAGCUGCGCGCCGGGUGGCACGCAGCUGGGCGCGCCGUACAAGGUGGAGCGGCUCGGCACCACGUUCGUGCCCUUCCCCGUCUUCAACGAGUACAUACAGGGGCUCGCCACCACUACCUACACCGGCUCGGCGUACCGGCUGCUGGAGCACAACUGCAACCACUUCAGCGACGAGGUGGCGCAGUUCUUGUGCGGCGCGCGCGUGCCCAAGCACAUCGUGGCGCAGCCCGAGCGCGACCUGCCGCCCGCGCUGCGCCUGGCGCUCGAGGCCGUGCUGUACAAGCUGGUGCCCGACGGAGACCAGGUAUACGCCAAUGGAGUGCGCCACAGCCGCCGGGACAGCCCCGACUUCCUCACGCUCAACAACCAAAUCGAAGAGGCGAGGGUGGCGUCGCAGGAGCUGGGCGCGCGCCGCAGCACGCUGGCGGAGAAGCUGGCGCGCAAGGAGCGCCGCAAGGAGAAGAAGAGGAAGAAGCAGCGCGGGCAGGACGGUGACGUGGCAGACCUUGACGAUGACAUGGCGGAGGCAGUAGAGGUGGUGACAGAGCAGCGGGCAGCACUGGCCGGGCCCAGCUCGCGCGACCUCGACGCCGAGGCGGACGAGCGCCUCGCCGAGGAGCAGCGGCGCCGCGCGCGCGACCCGCCCAUCAUCUACCGGGACAUCGAUGGCGCGCAAGAAUUCGAGGCGUUCUCAAAGGCGUUGGAGGGCGCGGAGUUGAAUGCCGACGAGCAGCAGAGCCUGGACGAGCUGCAGCAGUACCUGGUGCAGGGCGAGGGCAGCUGGGUGCUGGGCGACGAGUUCCUGAGCUUCAUCGGUCGUGUGCUGUCAGAUGACGGGCUAAAGUCGGAGUGCCGCGUGGGCGCGCUGCGCUGCCUGGCGGCGGCGGCGCUGCGCGACGACGUGUCGCUGCUGCUGCACCAGGACCGGCGCCACCACGCGCUGCUCGCCUACGCGCACCGCGUCGACGCGCACCCGCCGCCGGAGCAGCUCGCGCUCGCCGUCUUUAUCUGCAACCUAUUCGAGAACACGUCGUCAUCGGAGUGGCUGCUGUACAUCAGCGAGUGGGAGGCCAACGGGCAGACGCUCUCCAACAUCCGCGUCACCACUAAGGUGUGCGUGCACUGCGUGCUGAGCGAGGCGGGCGAGCUGCGCGACGCGGGCACGGCGCUGCUGUACAAUGUGGCCACCAAGGAGGUAAAGACUGUGGUGUUCGACGAGGUGUGCGUGGAGCUGUGCAUGGCCGUGCUGCAGCUGGUGGCGUGGGCGCCGGGCGAGGAGACGCUGUGGCGCGCGCUGGCCGCGCUGGCGCGUCUCGGUGCGCACUCCGCCGAGGUGCCGCAGCUCGUGGCGAUGGUGGGCCCCGACCCGUCCGCCUUCAGGUGAGUGACGAGCGACCACUUGCUGGUGCUCGACGAGGUGUGCGUGGAGCUGUGCAUGGCCGUGCUGCAGCUGAUGGCGUGGGCGCCGGGCGAGGAGACGCUGUGGCGCGCGCUGGCUGCGCUGGCGCGUCUCGGCGCGCACUCCGCCGAGGUGC